AUUUUUAGCAUUUUCUAACAUAAGCCGACGAGAAUUAAGAACAUCAUCAAAGGAGAUUAGCGUUUGGCUUUUUACGAGUAAAGUUAAUCUAAUUUUUAUCAGUUAAUACAUCAGCAAUUAAAAAAGUUACUCAAAUAACAUGAAUUUGGAACCAAUCAACAAUGCUCUAUCCCAUUUGAGAGUAUUGCGGUCCAGCGUCGGUCAAGUUUUUGAAUCGCUCGGCAAUGGCGUUCGGGCAGAGCACGGUGAAGAAGGCAAAGAACAAAAGUUCCUGCACGAGCUGCAGGAAUAUCUCAAUUCUGUAAACUCAAAUCUAAGGGAAUUCGAAGCAUGCAUAAAUGAUCUAACGCCGCCACAGGCGCCAUUCAAUCUGGCCAACACUGCAUAUUUAUCGUUGGAAACUAACCUGGAACGACAAGCUCUGUAUCCGCAUCUGGUACAGAGCUACAAGUGGCAUGAUAAAUUGCACGAGUAUAGUACCUUUGCCUCCACAUUGCUGCAGCAGAAUGCUCUCAAACGGUCCUAUUAUGGCAAUACCAAGCGGCGGAGGUCUCUGCCCUCCAGUCAUCUGGCUACUCCACAGACGGUUGACAACCUUAUUGGCAGUAUUCACUUUAACAACAUGAACCUCAAAAUUGUUCGUCCCUCUAUGACCAAUGCGAUCUUACACAUAACAAUAGCUCGCGUGCUGCGGGCGGCGGUCAUUCUGAAAGGUCUACUGAUCGAGUGGGUCACCGUGAAAGGUUUCGACGAGUCGCUAAUGGAUGGAGUUGACGAACAUUGGACCGAAUCGAAGCAUCAGGUCUUUCGAAAAGUGCAAGACCAUGCCCAUUCGGCGAUGUUGCACUUCUUUUCGCCUACCCUGCCGGAACUGGCAAUUCGAAGUUUCAUUACUUGGUUCCGCAGCUAUGUUACACUGUUUGCCGAUCCGUGUAAAAAAUGCGGUAAACAUUUGCACAAUACUCUGCCGCCCACGUGGAGGGAUCUGCGAACCUUGGAACCGUUCCAUGAAGAAUGCAAACAAUGAUGCUCUCGGUGGUUUGAAAUGUAAGUUGCUUUGCAAUUGCUGUAUGCAUUGAAAUAUCUCUUUAUUUUUUAUAAGUGAAAAAAA
Molecule: messenger RNA, 1111 nt
Organism: Sabethes cyaneus
Lineage: Eukaryota; Metazoa; Arthropoda; Insecta; Diptera; Culicidae
Gene: MED27
Product: mediator of RNA polymerase II transcription subunit 27
Exons: 5
Coding region: 140-1027 (295 amino acids)
Biological process (GO): regulation of transcription by RNA polymerase II
Cellular component (GO): mediator complex
Molecular function (GO): transcription coactivator activity
Source: RefSeq, a predicted model, not a curated record